Kalmanozyma brasiliensis GHG001 is the source of this 1488-nucleotide messenger RNA. Its product is annotated as UDP-glucose/GDP-mannose dehydrogenase, C-terminal. Gene Ontology annotation, molecular function: NAD binding; UDP-glucose 6-dehydrogenase activity. The transcript has a single exon. The coding region runs from base 1 to 1488 and encodes 495 amino acids. Gene Ontology annotation, cellular component: nucleus; cytosol. NCBI's taxonomy places the organism in Eukaryota, Fungi, Basidiomycota, Ustilaginomycetes, Ustilaginales. Gene Ontology annotation, biological process: glycosaminoglycan biosynthetic process. The record is from RefSeq and is a predicted model, not a curated record.
AUGGCAGCAGUCAACGGCUCAUCGAGCAACAUCCAGGGCGUGCCCACGCACGUCAAGAGCAUCUGCUGUAUCGGUGCGGGCUACGUCGGUGGCCCCACUUGCUCCGUCAUCGCGCUCAAGUGCCCCCACAUCAAAGUCACCAUCGUCGACAUCAACCCGGUGCGAAUUGCGGCGUGGAACUCGGACGUGCUUCCUGUCUACGAGCCGGGGCUGGACGAGGUGGUUCGCGAGUGUCGCGGUCGCAACCUCUUCUUCUCCACAGACGUCGAUGCUGCGAUCAAGGAAGCGGAUUUGAUCUUUGUCUCGGUCAACACGCCCACCAAGACGUCCGGUGUCGGCAAAGGUUUUGCUGCCGACCUGCACUACGUCGAGGCAUCGACGCGACGCAUUGCCUCGGUUGCCACGAGCAGCAAGAUCAUUGUCGAGAAAUCGACGGUUCCCUGUCGAACUGCCGCGAGUAUGCGAACCAUCUUGGAGUCCAACUCGACCUUUGCGGCGGAUGGGACGCAAAUUUCGUUCCAGAUCCUGUCCAAUCCCGAGUUCCUAGCGGAGGGCACUGCGAUUCGGGACCUGUUUGCGCCGGAUCGCGUGCUGAUCGGUUCGCUCGACACCCAACAGGGCAAAGCGGCGGCCAACGCGCUCAGCGAGGUAUACGAGAACUGGGUCGACCGAUCCAAAGUCUACCAAACCGGUCUUUGGUCUUCGGAGCUCUCCAAGCUCGCCGCCAACGCCCUCCUCGCCCAACGCAUUUCGUCGAUCAACUCGCUCGCUGCGAUCUGCGAAGCCACCGGUGCCAACGUCGACGAAGUCGCCCACGCCUGCGGUCUCGACGGUCGAAUCGGGAACAAGUUCCUCAAGGCCUCGGUCGGUUUUGGCGGCAGUUGCUUCCAAAAGGACAUUUUGAACUUGGUCUACCUCUCCGAAUCGCUCGGUCUCAAGGAGGUCAGCGACUACUGGCAUCAGGUGAUCAAGAUGAACGAGUACUCCAAGGAGCGUUUUGCCCGCAAAGUCGUCUCGACGCUCUUCAACACGAUCACGUUCAAGAAGAUCGCCGUGCUCGGUUUCGCGUUUAAGAAGGAUACGGGCGAUACGCGGGAAGCGGCGGCGAUCACGUUGUGCAAGUACUUCCGCCAGGAACGCGCCUUCAUCGCCAUCUACGAUCCCAAGGUCACCACCAACCAAAUCAUGCUCGAUCUCACCGAGCCCGGCGUGGUCGACGACGCAGAGGCUGUCAGGAAGCAGGUCAGGAUCGCCACCAGCAUGCAGGACGCCUGUGACGACGCAGAGGCCGUCAUCAUCUGCACCGAAUGGGACGAGUUCAAGAACGCUUCUAAGCAGGAAUGGGAGGCUAUUUACAAGGCGAUGAAGAAACCCUCGUUCCUGUUCGAUGGACGAGGAAUCGUGGAUACCAAGAUGCUCCGCGAGGUCGGGUUCAAGGUGCACGCCGUAGGCAAGGGCCCCGUCAUCGUAGACCCCGUUUGGGCUUAG